Staurois parvus is the source of this 408-nucleotide messenger RNA. The record is from the annotation of a GenBank genome assembly. Lineage: Eukaryota; Metazoa; Chordata; Amphibia; Anura; Ranidae.
CCCCUUCAGUCUUGCACAGGUGUACCGGCUCCUCCCCUUCAGUCUAGCACAGGUGUACCGGCUCCUCCCCUUCAGUCUAGCACAGGUGUACCGUCUCCUCCCCUUCAGUCUAGCACAGGUGUACUGGCUCCUCCCCUCCAGUCUUGCACAGGUGUACCGGCUCCUCCCCUUCAGUCUUGCACAGGUGUACGGCUCCUCCCCUCCAGUCUUGCACAGGUGUACCUGGCUCCUCCCCCUUCAGUCUUGCACAGGUGUACCGGCUCCUCCCCUUCAGUCUUGCACAGGUGUACCGGCUCCUCCCCUUCAGUCUUGUACAGGUGUACCGGCUCCUCCCCUUCAGUCUUGCACAGGUGUACUGGCUCCUCCCCUUCAGUCUUGCACAGGUGUACUGCCUCCUCCCCUUCAGUC